CGUACAGUUGUGGAAUUAUUGCCCACUGUGUAAAGCAAACAGGUAGAGAGCGUACCCUGUUCUUAAAAUGAAGAGAAGAAUCGAUAAAUCUGAAAGCAAGGCUACAGCAGCAGGAAAAGAGCAGCGAACGGGCCGUCAUAAAUCUAAGGAUUUAAAUGUGCAGUCAAGAUCACAGUGGUGUGCGUGGACUAAAAUGGGAUUUCUUACACUCUGCAGCCUCUUUGUGACUAUACCAUUUCUUCUGCCAUACUUCUCUGAUUCUGUUGACCUCAGUCGGCCUUCAGAUGUAGGUCUCAAUUAUACUAUAAAUAUAUACCUUAAACCUGAGGAAGGGGUGAGGGUGGGCGUUUGGUAUACUGUGCCUAGACAUAAAUGGGAGGAGUCAAAGGGACAAGAUCUAGAGUGGUUUGAGAAGGCGCUGGGGGAUGGAUCGCCCAUUUUCAUUUACCUGCAUGGCAAUGCGGGCAACAGAGCUUCACCUCCACAUCGCAUUGGAAUUGCACAUGUCUUAAGUGGUGCUGGAUAUCAUGUCCUAGCUAUGGACUACAGAGGUUUUGGGGACUCUACUAGUGAACCCACAGAGCGUGGUCUGACUACGGAUACCUUACACUUGUACAAUUGGGUUAAGGCACGCAGCGGAAACAGUCUGGUGUGUGUGUGGGGUCAUUCACUUGGUUCUGGUGUUGCAACAAACACUGCAGUGAAAUUACAGGAGCAAGGAAAACAUUUUGAUGGAAUAAUACUUGAGGGGGCAUUUACAACGGGAAAGGGAGGAUAUCAACACCCCUUUACUUGGUUUUAUUGGAAGUUCCCAUACAUUCAGUACUUUCUUUUCAAUCCAUUAAAAGACAACAUUUUGGAACUCCCAUCUAAUGAAAAUUUGAAAAAAAUCAGAACUCCCCUUUUGAUUCUUCAUGCUGAAGAUGAUCCAAUAGUGCCCUUUGACAUGGCUAAAGAGCUAUACAGCAUAGCAAAAAAUGCUCAGAAAUCAGACAAAAGAGUCAAGCUGAUAUCAUUUGAGUCAUCACUUGGAUAUGUUCACAACAAGCUCUAUAAAGACCCUCGUUUGCCAGAUAUCAUAAGGGAGUUUGUGCAGUCACUGAUGGCAUAAUACAGACACAAAGAAGAGGCGGUUUCAUGAGAGUUGCCCUAGCUGUACCUGUUAAUAACACUUGUUUUAAACAUGUACCUCUAUAUACAUACUGUAACUGAAUCGUGACUUAAUCGUGACUUACUAUUGUUUAACAUAAUAUUUUAAAUACUCAUUUCUCUGUAAAGUGAAAUCCUUUUUUAUCAGUUUAUUUCUGUACCUGAAUUAUAUGUUUUCCAUUGUAAACUAUUUUACAGUAUUAUAAUUUAAUAAAUUUA
Triplophysa rosa is the source of this 1368-nucleotide messenger RNA. RefSeq names its product lysophosphatidylserine lipase ABHD12-like. The transcript has 13 exons. The record is from RefSeq and is a predicted model, not a curated record. NCBI's taxonomy places the organism in Eukaryota, Metazoa, Chordata, Actinopteri, Cypriniformes, Nemacheilidae. Gene Ontology annotation, cellular component: endoplasmic reticulum membrane. Gene Ontology annotation, biological process: monoacylglycerol catabolic process; phosphatidylserine catabolic process. Gene Ontology annotation, molecular function: monoacylglycerol lipase activity; phosphatidylcholine lysophospholipase A1 activity. The coding region runs from base 68 to 1111 and encodes 347 amino acids.